CACUCGUUAAAAACAAUACUCAGCACGGAGAACAGUGAAACAACAAAGACUGUAAUCGACUAUCUUCGUCGCACAAGACUCUACAUGAGGAUUUAAUCCAACCAAUGGCGAUCUACAAAUGACCUGUGGAGGGCAGCAAUACGCCUCUGAUGCGUCUAGUCUGCCGCAAAUUCCAAAAAAAAAAGAAAUAGUCAGUGCAUGGUGUUUAUGGAGUGCCCGUGGCACGGAGAAGAUCGUCCUAUCAUACUGCCUUGAAUUAAGUAAAGAAAAAAAAGAAAAAAACGGCUCUCGGACGGGAGCCGCCUCUUAUUGUUCACUUAAAAGAGCCGGCUCUUUAAACCGGCUCGUUCGGGACCCACACAUCACUACUGCUUUAAGCUUUUUUCGUUGAGUUUAGUUUAUGAAUGUGUCACAGGCAGCGCAGCGCGUGUUAUCAUAUAAAGCGACUGCGUUCUGACUCAUUAUUGUAAAAUUGUUAGUUUUCUUUGAGUUCAUGUGUUUGUGUGAUGACUGGUGAGAGCAGGAGGAGGGGCUGAGCUGACAGCAGGAGGAGGAGGAGGAGGAGGAGUGAGAACAGAUGAUGAUGUUAGAGUGAUAGAGACCCACCACGGUAUGAAAGCUUCUUCCUUACUCAACAGAAGGAGCAACUGCUCUAUUUAUAUUUCUGCUUGGCUAAAUGAAAUGACAACUUGACACGUCUGAUAGCUGCAUCUCCUGCUGUACUUGUGUGCAGGUGGGUUCGUCAGAGGAAUCAUAACCUCAGAUGGGUCAAGCACUGUGGAGGCUGCCUCCCAGACAACAGCAGCAGCUUCAGGAAGAGCUUGCGGACCGACUGGCUGACGAAAGAGGAAGACGAGAGCAAGGGAGAGAUGGAGGUCCCCAGAAAAGAGCUCCUCAGCAGUGUUAUGGCCCCGACAUCUACCAUCUGUUAAGAACACGCAUUGGAGGUAAGGAACAGCAUGGUUUUAUAGAUUUGGAGAUGUUGCCGCCUGAAUUAGGCAUCACCAUCCUGUCGUACCUGAAUGCUACCGAUCUGUGCCUGGCCGGCUGUGUGUGGCAGGACCUGGGAAGUGACGAAUAUCUAUGGCAGGGGCUGUGUAAGUCCACUUGGGGACACUGCUCCAUCUACAACAGAAGACUACCUGCUGGUUUCUCAUAUAGAAGACUAUACCUACAACUAGAUGAAGGCUGCCUGACAUUCAAUGCUAACGCACAGGAGGGUAUCAGUUACUUCAUGUCUAAAGGUAUACUAGUGGAUCAUGCGACAGAGCUGGCUAAGUUCAUCUUCUACACGAGACGGCUCAACUGGAAGAAUCUGAGGGUUUACCUGGAUGAGAGGCGGGACGUCCUGGACGAGUUGGUGACCCUCCAUAACUUCAGUAAUCAGUUCCUCCCCAACGCUCUGCGGGAUUUCUUCAGACACAUCCACGCACCGGAGGAGAGAGGAGAGUAUCUAGAAACCCUCAUCACCAAGUUCAGCCACAGGUUUUGUGCCUGUAACCCUGGCCUUGUCCGAGACCUGGGCCUCAGUCCUGAUGCCGUGUAUGUGCUGUGCUACAGUCUGAUCCUGCUGUCCAUCGACCUCACCAGCCCCCACGUCAAAAACAAAAUGUCCAAGAGGGAGUUUAUCAGGAACACUCGCCGAGCGGCACAUAAUGUCUCGGAUGACUUUGUAGGCCACCUCUAUGACAACAUAUACCUGAUUGGCCACGUGGCUGCGUAGCUCCACACUACGCAGCGGUCCGGUCCAGAUCCUCGUACAUGCACUGAAGAACAGGAACUGGUGAUUGGGUUCCUGUACGUGUCUGGGAAGUAUGGAACAUUGUGGAAAUGGAUUUUUUACAAUUUUCAUGACAACCAGUAAAUCUUAUUAGAGAGGUUCGAAUGAAAUUCACCACUGCACUGUGAGAGAGACUGUGCUACCAAAUAUUAGUAAUGUUAUUAGAUUUUAAUCAAAGGUUUGAAACAUCUGAAAUGUCUUUCAAACCAAGUCGCCGCAAAGAAGAAGGUUUUUAUAGUGAAGACGAGCUCUGAUACUGCACUGAUGGAUGGUGACUACUGAUUGGUGGAGGGAGGAGGAGGAGGAGGAACACUGACGCCCUCGGCCGGUCACAGAUGCCGGGACAGUCCUGCUGAUUUCUUAUUGGACAGCUGCUUCGUGGUCACCAGUGGGACAAACACCGGUGACCGUUAUUGUGAAGCGACACACGAGACGUUAAUACAAGGCGAACACGAGACCACUCACUAAUAUCACCAGUAGCAUUUACCAGUGUAACUGAUGACACAGGUUACAUUGGAGCUAUUCUGCUAAUCAGUUGACCUUGAUGCGUUGUCCAGUGGUAACAACCAGAAUGUCCAAGUGUCAAGAUUCAACUUUUUUUUUCUGUGGCUCAUAAUGAAUGUUUUUUUUUUUUUUCUUUUUUCCAUUUUAUGAGUAAAAUGAACAACACAACACUUUCAUAUUCUUAUCCUUAAUCUCACUUACUUUUUUUCUUUGAGGUUCGCUUGUAUGUGUUCCAAGUCAGAGUCACUAAACUGCACAAAUGGCUCAGUCUGAUGAAUGUCACCUGUUCAUGAGGAGGUGUGGGCUCGUGAUGAGAUUUGGCAGAAUCAAUACCCUUAAAAUUGCCAUAUAAGGCUACCUGUUGUUUCACUUUGUUUGUGGGGACGUUUCAUUCACAAAAAUGUUAAGAAAGAGUAAAAAGAAGAAUUUCAUACCGCAGAGCUUCAAGUUCUGUGGUCAGAAAUAUGCCAAUAAAAAUCUCAGUAAAUUGGCAGGCGAUGAUGAUGAUGAUGAUGAUGAUAAUAAUAUAAUGGACAGAAUAUGAAUUUAGCAUCAAGUUUGGUUUAGUUGUGCAUUUUAUUUGAGUUGAUUUCAGGCGCAUAUUUAAACUACACAUUAGAAUUCUUAAGUCAAACAAGCAUUUUUUUCUGUACAUGACUCGUACGACGGGUCUGGUCCACUUGUGAAUUUUGUUUGUACCUGAGAGAAAAUUCCAAGUAGAAGAAAACUGACAAAUGUUAAAUUAUUUAACAUAUAUAUGUAAAUCCUAAAAAACAAAUUAAUUUGUUUGUUUCCUAAUAAAUCUGAUGGUCUGAUAGAGGUAAAAGCAAAGUAAAAUACACACAUAGUAUUUUCAGUGUUGUGGGAAACAACUGGCUAAUAUUCUGUGCAAGCUUUUGUCCAGAUUAGGAUUGAAAUUGAAUGUAUUAAAACAGUUUUGUUUAUUCGUGACAUUAGGGAAAUGUAUAAUCGCAGUGCUUUUGAAGGUGACAUGCAGCAGCUUCUAUGUUAUUCUGCUUUAUGAGGACGGUAAAUACUGCAGUAUUUAGGAAGUCGACGAAAUGGCUGAAGUCAAGUGUAGAGAAAGACGACGUUAAGUGAAGUAAAAUUAAGAAUUUUCAUCAUUCUGACUCUUGAAUUGUUACAGAAGGACAACACCACUGACUGAAGUCUGUGGACGUGCAGUAAAUUGUAUGAGAUUCAUGUAGUUCUUGUGUUUUUCAAAAUAAUACUGCUAUAAUUUAAUAUUUUUGCACAAUGCACACAUAUUUACCACCCUAAUUACCACAGCUUUAGCUUUAGUCCCUGAAGUCAAAGGCUUCCAUUGUUUUCAACACAGCUAUUGCUGCCAUGACAUAAUAGCAUAAUCCAUCAAUUUAAAUUAGACAUGUAGCAUUAUAAUGACUGUAAAACACCACGACCACUGCAGCCGUAACGCUGGCAAAAGUGGUGUCAUUCUUCCAGAACUGAAAAUGAAAAUAUUCUUAUUUAACACUAUAAUUAGCAGUGUGUACAGUAAUAGGUCAAAUAUAUAUGUGCAAUUUGAAAUGAUGGAUUACAUUUGUCAGUGCAGGAAUAUAUGCGAGUUGUUUUUAAUGGAUUAUUACAUCUGGAGGAGAGAAGAUGUGGCGUCUGACAUUACUGUGUAAGUGUGUAAAAGCCAAAGUGGAGAAAUGGAAGAAAACUUAAGUCUGGACAUAUUGAUGACUUCAAACCUUCAGAUACGUGACAUAUUUUCAGCUGUAAAAUCAGUUUAUAACAAUGAUGACCUGCAGCAUGAUAGUCACUGUGUGCUAAUAGCUUCAAGUCCCAGCAGCCAGCAUGUAGCCGCAGCUAACAGUGACGCGUCACCACGGUCACCGAAUGUAACCAUAGGAACCGACAGGAUGACAGAGAAGCUUUUUUGUUUUAAUUAAAGGUUUCUAUCAUAACUUAGAUAGCGAGUUGCAAUGCAACCAGCAUUUAUUUAUGUUUUGAUUUGUUUUCUAUCCAAGUAGAUUCUGUUAUAAGAGCCUCUUCAUUAGAUUGUAAAUCUAAUCUGACUGGCUGAACAUGAAUGGUAUUGAAGAUUCAUUAUUGCUGAUGAUGCACUCUGAUUUACAACUAUAACUUCAUUGUUUUCAAUCAUGAAGGAAAUCCACUUUCUGUUGUGUUUGUGUUUUUUCUUUGUGGUAACAGUACUACUACAUUUUAUGACUGACACACAAUGUACUGAGGAAUUGUACCAAAUAUUUGACUCAUUAAACCUGGGCUUGAUUUUA
Sebastes umbrosus (honeycomb rockfish) is the source of this 4545-nucleotide messenger RNA. It is a transcript of the gene fbxo8, whose product is annotated as F-box protein 8. NCBI's taxonomy places the organism in Eukaryota, Metazoa, Chordata, Actinopteri, Perciformes, Sebastidae. Gene Ontology annotation, molecular function: protein binding; guanyl-nucleotide exchange factor activity. The transcript has 8 exons. Bases 764 to 1723 code for a protein of 319 amino acids. Gene Ontology annotation, biological process: regulation of ARF protein signal transduction. The record is from RefSeq and is a predicted model, not a curated record.